Chilo suppressalis (striped riceborer) is the source of this 4148-nucleotide messenger RNA. The record is from the annotation of a GenBank genome assembly. NCBI's taxonomy places the organism in Eukaryota, Metazoa, Arthropoda, Insecta, Lepidoptera, Crambidae.
CGUUUCUGCAACCGGCCAAUAGGAAAUAAGUAUUUACAAAUGUCAUCUCAGUCACGUGGUGGGGCGAAGAGCAAUGAAUUUCCGAACGAAUCGCUACAUUCAUAGCGCGCUGUCAACAAAUAUCUCGUGCUCGUGGCGCGACCGGUCGGCCUGCGUAAAAAGUUUGCUUCGUGAAUGUGAAGUGUUUUGUGAUUAAUACAAUGCUUAUUGAUUACUAAUCAUAUAAAAACUGUGUAUCGUGGAUUACUUUAUCAUAAAUCAUAAAGUCUGUGAACAAUGACAAUUGACAAGCAGCUAGUAUGGGUGCGGGACCCAAACGAGGGGUUCGUCCUGGCGCGCCUCCACGAGCUGAUGGGAGAGGAGGCAGACGUGUUCCCCGUGGACAACAAGUACCCGCGCCGCGUGUGCAGCUUCGAGGACAUCUUCCCCGCCGGCGACCCCAACAAGGAUGUCGACGACAACUGCGAGCUGAUGUUUCUGAACGAGGCCACGCUACUGAACAAUAUCUUGACACGCUACAAGAAGAAUAAGAUUUACACAUACGUCGCAAACAUACUACUAGCGGUGAAUCCGUACGAGGAUAUCGCGGAUUUAUACUCCUCCAACACGAUCAAGAAGUACCAGGGCAGGUCGCUGGGAGAACUACCGCCACAUGUGUUUGCUAUCGCGGACAAAUCGUUUCGGGACAUGAAGUCGUUCAAGCAAUCCCAGUCUAUCAUAGUGUCGGGAGAAUCGGGCGCUGGCAAAACUGAGUCUACGAAAUAUAUCCUGAAGUACCUGUGCGACCUCUGGGCCAAAGGUGCUGGACCCGUGGAACAGAAAAUUCUAGAUGCCAACCCGAUCCUGGAAGCGUUCGGCAACGCUAAGACCACACGAAACAACAACAGCUCCCGUUUCGGAAAGUUCAUGGAGGUGCACUUCAGCACCAAAUACCAAGUGGUGGGCGGGCACAUCUCACACUAUCUACUAGAGAAGUCCAGGAUCUGUACCCAGAGUGCUGAUGAGAGAAAUUAUCAUGUCUUCUAUCUGCUCUGCGCUGGUGCCGAUAAGGACCUACGCACCGCCUUAAGACUGACUAAACCAGAUGAUUAUAAGUAUUUGAAGAACGGAUGCACGCAGUACUUCACGAGCGCUGCAUCAGAAAAGAAGAUCACCGCCAACCAGAAGAGCAAACAGCAACAAGCCAAAGGCGGAUUACGCGACCCCAUUCUAGAUGACGUGGAAGAUUUUCAAAGGCUACACCAGGCAUUAUCUCGGGUCGGUUUAACCGAAGACGAAAAACGUGCCGUAUACAGCGUUGUAGCGGCAGUUUUACAUCUGGGAAACAUAGAGUUUGAAGAAGAAACCGGUGCUCGUGGUGGAUGCGGAGUUUCUUCUGCAAGUGAAUCGUCUUUGGCCACCGCUGCUGGACUAUUGGGGGUUGAUGGGGGGGAACUGAGGAUGGCGCUGGUUUCCAGACUGAUGCAGAGCUCUCGUGGAGGGAUCAAAGGGACCGCCAUAAUGGUACCACUAAAGACCCACGAGGCCAGUAACGCCCGCGAUGCCUUAGCUAAAGCAGUCUACAGUCGAUUAUUCGACUACAUCGUUCAUCGUAUCAACGCCAGCAUCCCUUUCCAGGCCUCCUCUUAUUAUAUCGGCGUGUUGGAUAUCGCUGGAUUCGAAUACUUCCAGACGAACAGCUUCGAGCAGUUCUGCAUCAACUACUGCAACGAGAAGCUGCAGCAGUUCUUCAACGAACGCAUUCUGAAGCACGAACAAGAACUAUACAGGAGAGAAGGAUUGCACGUGCCAGAGAUUCGUUUCGUUGACAACCAGGACUGUAUCGACUUGAUUGAGAGCAAAAACCACGGUAUAUUCCACCUGCUGGACGAGGAGUCGAAACUACCCAAACCAGAAUUCGGACACUUCACGCACUCCGUGCACAAACAAUUGGGAAACAAUAACUCCAGGCUUCAAUUACCCCGCGCUUCUCGCCUGAAAGCUCACCGCACAGUUCGUGACGACGAAGGAUUUCUGCUGAGACACUUCGCCGGCGCCGUUUGUUAUAAUACGAAUCAAUUCAUAGAGAAGAACAACGAUGCCCUUCACGCUUCACUAGAAUUCUUAGUGCAAGAAUCCCGUAAUUCGCUCGUUCAACAACUGUUCGAGAGUACAGACAAUAACAAUGCCAAGGGAAAACUCAACUUUAUAUCCGUGGGCUCCAAGUUCCAAACUCAACUGUCGCAGCUCAUGGACAAACUAAAGGACAAUGGCACUAACUUCGUCCGCUGCGUGAAGCCGAAUUCCCGUAUGGUUGGUCGAACUGUAGACGCGGCGUUAGUUCUGACACAACUGCAAUGCAGCGGGACUGCGGCUGUACUGGCUUUAAUGGAACACGGAUACCCGUCGCGAGCUCCGUUCCACGAGUUGCACGCGAUGUACAGCGCUUAUCUACCGCCCAAACUGCGUUCCCUCAGCCCCAGGCUAUUCUGUGAGGCGAUGAUCCACAGUUUCGGCCUAUCGAACAAGGACUUCAAAUUCGGCAUCACUCGAGUGUUUUUCCGUCCCGGGAAGUACAGCGAAUUCGAUACCAUCAUGAGAUCAGACCCGGAAAACCUUCAGGCCAUAGUGAGCAGUGUCCUCGCCUGGUUGGUUCAUUCAAGGUGGAGACGAGCCAUAUUCUCUGUGCUGUCCAUCAUUAAACUGAAAAACAAGAUAGUUUACCGUCGCGAAUGCCUCGUCAAAGUCCAAAAGACGAUACGCGGUUACUUAGUGAGGAAGAAACACCAGCCUCGGUACAAAGGCAUCGUCAAGAUCAACGCAUUGCACAACAAUCUGAAGCAGAUGGACGCAGUGGUCGCACAAUUAAAGAAAGAGAAGAGUGGUUCACAGAGGAAUAUAGAGAAUUUGAAGAACAGCAUUAAGAACGCAUGCGCUACUAUAAAGAGCAAUGAGAAAAUUACGCGCGAUGAAAUAGACAAACUUUAUAGCAAGCUAACGAACGAUAUAGAACUACAAAUGAGCGCGUUGAAAAAGGCUAUGGUCGACCAGAAGAACAGAGAAGAACAAGAGAGGUUGCAGAAGCUACAGGAAGAGAUGCGCGUCGCGGAAGAAGCGAAGAGAAGAGAACAAGAAAGGUUGAAGCAGGAGGAAGAACAUCGGCGGAUGAAAGCAGAAAUGGAAGCCCGUCGCAAGGCGGAAGAAGCGGAACGAUUGAAGGCAGAAGAACAAAACAGACAACAGGCGUUACAAAUACAACACCAGCUAGAAGAAGCCGCGCGAACAGACCAGGAGAAUAGAGAAAGACUGGAACAAGAGAGAAGGGACCACGAAAUGGCAGUAAGACUGGCCCGAGAAACCAACGGACACGUGGAAGGCUCGCCGCCACAGCUACGCAGUUUCCCCACAAUGGACUCAGUGAACGGAGAGAAUAAGUUGAACAGGUCAGAACGAGUGCGGAUGCAGCAAGCUAUGCAAGGCAAACAAAAGUACGACCUGUCCAAAUGGAAAUAUUCAGAGCUUCGAGACACAAUCAACACAUCGUGUGACAUCGAGCUUUUAGAGGCGUGCCGACACGAGUUCCACCGUCGCCUGAAGGUGUACCACGCGUGGAAGGCCAAGAACGCAAGGAAGACCACCACCCUGGACCAGGAACGAGCUCCACAAUCAGUCAUGGAAGCAGCUAAAGCUCCCCGCGUAGCCCAACGCGGCGAGAUCCUAGGCGCUCGCCAUCGAUAUUUCCGUAUCCCAUUCGUCCGCGCCUCCGCUACGGGAGAAUCCGACAGACGCGGAUGGUGGUAUGCGCACUUCGACGGACAAUACGUCGCGCGACAGAUGGAGCUGCAUCCCGACAAGCCGCCUGUACUACUGCAUGCAGGCGUAGACGACAUGCAGAUGUGCGAACUGAGCCUCGAAGAAACAGGGUUGACUCGCAAGCGCGGCGCCGAGAUACUGGAGCACGAAUUCGAGCGGGAGUGGACCAAGCACGGGGGGCAGCCCUACCAGGCGCCGCACCACUAACGAUACAACAAUAUACCGAGUCGAUUAGGGUCGAGUGAAUCCAUUCAACAUUCUCCGCAUCGCAAAAUACGUACGUAUUACACAAUGCGUGUUUUAGGAAGACUCCUAUUUAUAAUUUACACCUUAAUAUAUCUAACAUAGCUCUUCGA